AGCUAGAGACAUCGUCGUGUAAUGAACAGAAGCUCUGCGAGCAACUGCUAGCCCAGCGGCGAAUCGACGACAGAUUUCAGUGCGAAAAAAAAAAAAAAAAAAAAAAAAAAAAAAAAAAAAGGAAUAAAAACAAUACACAAGUAAAUUGCAGUGUAUAUCAAAACACACACAUACACUGACACACACGGACUUCUCGUUUGUGUGGAAUACAAAGUUGAGGUGUCACUAAAUUUUAAUCGAAUAACGGUGUAAUAAUUAAACAAAAAACAACAAAUUUUUACAGCAGGAAAACGCAUAAAAUACAAAUAAAUAAAUAUAAUUAAAAUUAAUAAAUAAAGGAAAAUACUUAAAUAGUGGCAUGUAGUUCGGCAGUGAGUGAGUAAAAGAGACACAGAGUAAGAGCGAGAGAGAAAACCUUGAGAUCUAAGUUAGUACGCAACGCACAAAAGCUCAAGUUCAAACAAUAGAGACGCUGCCGCUCUGCCACCGGGAGGCGCAACAAAAGUGCAACAGCUGCACGGAAAAACAACUAAAAACUGCAACAAAAGCCCAAAAGUCAAAGUAAACCCAGACAGACGCAAAGAGUGCAAGAUAGAGGAGAGAGAGAGAGAGAUAGAGACAAGAGAGAGGGAGAGAGAGAGAGAGAGAGCGAGGACGAGUGAGGCAACGAGGUGACGUCACAGCGCCGCUAACUAGGACACUCGUGCCGCAAAACGCAAAAUCUCGUUAGUCUGCACAUCCCUUGCAUCCUUAGCAUCCGCUUGAAUAUUCACAUCCGCGAAAUGGUCUCUCGGCUGGGCCUGCACUCGCUGCUCGCCGCGCUGCUCGUGCUGGCGGCGCAGCUGUCCAGCGUGUGCGGCGUCAUCGAUCGCUUGGUGGUGCAGACCAGCUCCGGCCCGGUGCGCGGCCGUUCCGUAACGGUGCAGGGUCGCGAAGUGCACGUCUAUACGGGCAUACCCUAUGCCAAGCCGCCUAUCGAUGAUUUGCGCUUCCGCAAGCCGGUGCCGGCUGAGCCCUGGCACGGCGUACUCGAUGCCACCCGCCUCUCGGCCACCUGCGUCCAGGAGCGCUAUGAAUACUUUCCGGGCUUCACUGGCGAGGAGAUCUGGAAUCCCAAUACCAAUGUAUCCGAGGACUGUUUGUAUAUAAAUGUUUGGGCGCCAGCGAAGGCGCGUUUGCGUCAUGGGCGUGGCGCCAAUGGGGCAGAGCACUCAGGCAGCAAGCAGACCGAUACGGAUCAUCUCAUACACAACGGCAAUCCACAGAACACGACCAACGGGCUGCCCAUAUUGAUAUGGAUUUAUGGCGGUGGCUUCAUGACCGGCUCGGCCACGCUGGACAUAUACAAUGCGGACAUCAUGUCCGCCGUGGGCAACGUGAUCGUAGCCUCGUUUCAGUAUCGCGUGGGCGCAUUUGGCUUUCUGCACCUGUCGCCGGAGAUGCCGCCGGAGUUUGCCGAGGAGGCGCCCGGCAAUGUGGGUCUGUGGGAUCAGGCACUGGCCAUACGCUGGCUGAAGGACAACGCGCACGCCUUUGGCGGCAAUCCUGAAUGGAUGACGCUGUUUGGCGAGUCGGCCGGCUCGAGUUCGGUGAAUGCACAGCUCAUGUCGCCGGUCACCAGGGGCGUGGUCAAGCGUGGCAUGAUGCAGUCGGGCACCAUGAAUGCGCCCUGGAGCCACAUGACAUCCGAGAAGGCUGUGGAGAUUGGCAAAUCGCUGAUCAACGACUGCAACUGCAAUGCAUCCAUGCUGAAGACAAAUCCCGCCCACGUGAUGACCUGCAUGCGUGCCGUGGAUGCCAAGACCAUAUCGGUACAGCAGUGGAACUCCUACUCGGGCAUACUCAGCUUCCCAUCGGCGCCGACCAUUGAUGGCGCCUUCCUGCCCGCUGAUCCGAUGACUCUGCUGAAGACAGCCGAUCUGAAAGGCUACGAUAUACUCAUGGGCAAUGUCAGAGAUGAGGGCACAUAUUUCUUGCUGUACGAUUUCAUUGAUUACUUUGAUAAGGAUGAUGCCACAGCGUUGCCACGUGACAAGUAUCUGGAGAUUAUGAACAAUAUAUUUGGUAAGGCCACGCAGGCGGAGCGCGAGGCUAUUAUAUUCCAGUACACCAGCUGGGAGGGCAAUCCGGGCUAUCAGAAUCAACAGCAAAUUGGACGCGCAGUCGGAGAUCAUUUCUUCACGUGCCCCACCAACGACUAUGCACAGGCGCUGGCCGAGCGAGGUGCCUCCGUGCAUUACUACUACUUUACACACCGCACCAGCACCUCGCUGUGGGGCGAGUGGAUGGGCGUGCUGCACGGCGAUGAGAUUGAGUACUUCUUUGGUCAGCCGCUGAACACAUCUCUGCAAUAUCGACCUGUGGAGCGGGAGCUGGGCAAGCGUAUGCUAAAUUCGGUCAUUGAGUUCGCCAAGACGGGCAAUCCGGCACCGGAUGGCGAGGAAUGGCCGAACUUUUCAAAGGAGGAUCCCGUGUAUUAUAUCUUCAGCACAGACGACAAAAUUGAGAAAUUGGCUCGUGGCCCGCUAGCAGCGCGUUGCUCCUUCUGGAAUGAUUAUUUGCCUAAAGUUCGAAGUUGGGCAGGUUCCGAGUGCGAUUCGGGCAGUGCUUCCAUAACGCCCCGCAUGCAGCUGCUUGGACUGGGACUCGCGCUCUACAUAGGCGCCCUGCUGCGGCUGAAAGGAGUUUUCUAAAAGAAAUUCUCUGGCAACAUCGCAUUCCAUAAGUAAAAUAUGAAAUUAUAUUUAGCAACUGAAAGAGACGGCGAGAGAUGAGGAGAGAGCGAGAGCGACAGAGUUUUAGAAUUGGAGCCAUACUUUUGUAGUUUGGCCAAACGAUUUGUAAAUGAAUUUAGUGUUGCAUGCAACUGCAUUAAGUGGCAGCAGUUUGGCAUUUGUUGUAGUUGUUAGUUUUAACCACUUGCCAGGUGCAAGCAGGUAGACACUUUAGCACGCGGCUUGCCCCACACAGACACACACACACAAACACAUAUCAAAUGCAGCCCGAGUAGUUGCGCUUACUUCUAUUAUUUCCAUAGACACACACACCCAUACACACACAUACACCUUGAUACACUUUUGUAGCACGCCGCUGAAAUUUGCUUAGUUUGUAUAAAAA
This is a messenger RNA of Drosophila arizonae, 3117 nucleotides long. It is a transcript of the gene Ace, whose product is annotated as Acetylcholine esterase. Gene Ontology annotation, molecular function: acetylcholinesterase activity. Gene Ontology annotation, biological process: acetylcholine catabolic process in synaptic cleft; choline metabolic process. The record is from RefSeq and is a predicted model, not a curated record. Lineage: Eukaryota; Metazoa; Arthropoda; Insecta; Diptera; Drosophilidae. Gene Ontology annotation, cellular component: plasma membrane.